AGAAGAAGAAGAAGAAGAAGAAAAAGAAGAAGAUACCUCCUCCGCUGCUCGGUCAUCCCUGAGAGCCGCUCAGAUACCGGGAGGCCGCUGUGUCGCCGAGCGCGCUCUCCGUCACUGCAGUCGAGGUUCCCAGGACGGCUUUCUCACCGAUAAGGUCUCCAGCUCGGCAGUCUUUAAUUAAAAGUGGAUCAUUGUGUGGUUAAUAAGUCCUCCGCUUUCUAAUUAAGUCUUUUUCUCUGUUCACACUGUAACAUGUGAGGUCUCUCGGAGACGGAGCGAGCGAAGCGCAUUUCACAGCGCCGGAAUCAACAGCCUCAGCCUGGAGUGUCUUCACAAGCCGGCUUUUUACAAGUUCUUGCAAACGGCUGAUUAAAAUAAGCGGCAGGCCUCUGCUCACAGCCUCCCACAGCGACUUAACACCAUCUCCUCUGCAGACGUCGUGCCACAUCUGAGGCCGGUGGAAUUUAAUAUCGUGGCUUCUAAAUUCACGUCGCCACCGAAGAUUCCAGGCAUUUUCCCCCCAAAUCCUCCUCUGGCCUGACGGACCCACCAGCCCAUCGCCAUGAACUACCUCCGCCGGCGCCUGUCAGACAGCAGCUUCGUGGCCAACCUGCCCAACGGCUACAUGAUGGACCUGCAGAGGCCAACCCCUGCGGGCUCCUCCACCUCCUCCACCUCCUCCCCGGCCUCCCCGGCCACGGAGAGACGGCAGCCGCCGAGCGUCCCGCCGCCGGCCUCCAACCCGGCCCUGGGCGCCGCCCCGGGCGUUGCCCCAAGCCCUGCCCCAAGCCCCGCCCCGAUCACCGCACCGGCUCCGGGCGCGGGAGGGUUCCUCAGCUCCUUCUCCAGCGUGGUGAAGAGCGCUCAGAUGGCCCAGAACGUCGCCGCCGCCGCUCACGCCAAGUCGGUGGCCGCGGCGGCCGGAGGAAGCGGUCAGCCCCCGAAACCUGUCGUACGCAAGCCCAAGAUCCUGCUGGUCAUCGAUGACCAGCACACAGACUGGGCAAAGUUUUUUCGAGGGAAGAAACUUAACGGAGAAUAUGAGAUCCGGGUGGAGCAGGCGGAGUUCUCGGAGAUCAACCUGGCCUCCUACGUCAACUCGGGAUGUAUGGUGGACAUGCAGGUCAACAAAGGUGGCACCAGAGUGGUCAGGUCCUUCAAGCCGGACUUCGUCCUGGUCCGCCAGCACGCCUACAGCAUGGUGCCCGGGGAGGAUUUCCGGAACCUUGUGAUCGGCCUGCACUUCGGAGGCGUCCCGGGCAGCAACUCUCUCUUCUCAAUCUACAACUUCUGCAGCAAACCGUGGGUGUUUUCUCAGAUGAUAAAGCUCUACCACUCCCUCGGCCCUGAGAAGUUCCCCCUGAACGAACAAACCUUCUAUCCCAAUCACACGCAGAUGGUUACAAGCCCUUCCUACCCCGUGGUCAUCAAGAUGGGGCAUGCUCACGCCGGCAUGGGAAAGAUCAAAGUAGAAAACCAACAAGACUUCCAGGAUAUCACUAGUGUGGUGGCUCUGGCUGGGACCUACGCCACCACCGAGCCCUACGUCCGGUCCAAGUACGAUAUCCGCAUCCAGAAGAUCGGCAACAACUACAAGGCGUACAUGAGAACGUCCAUCUCCGGGAACUGGAAGGCAAACACAGGCUCUGCCAUGUUGGAACAGAUCGCAAUGACAGACAGAUAUCGGCUGUGGGUGGACUCCUGCGCAGAGAUGUUUGGUGGCCUAGACAUCUGUGCGGUGAAGGCCGUCCACGGAAAAGACGGCAACGACUAUAUCAUCGAGGUGAUGGACAGCUCCAUGCCACUGAUCGGUGAGCACGUGCAGGAGGAUAAGCAGCUGAUCACAGAGCUGGUCAUCAAUAAGAUGACCCAGGUGCUUCUGGGAGUGUCCACACCUCAGCCCUCCUCUGUCAAGACCGCACAACCCAGGCGAGCAGGGGGACACCACUCCGCCUCCGCCUCUCCAUCUCAGUCGGCCCAGGGUUCCCCUCAGCGAGCCCGAUCCGCCUCCACCUCACCCAGCCAGGCCUUCCAGCCCGGUCCGCUCCCCCCCGCCGCCGGGCCCGGCGCUCCUAAACCGUCGCCUCAGCUGAACAAGUCCCAGUCGCUGACCAACACCUUCACAGAGACGUUGCGAGGAAGCGUGACCGACGAUGAGGCCAAAGCCGAGACCAUCCGCAGCCUCCGACAGUCCUUCGCCAGCCUCUUCUCCGACUAAAGGCCUCCCGGGGGGCUUCCUCCUUCCCGCCGUUGUCAGGUUUGAAAGAAGAAAAAAAACCUGACCGGUUGAUCUGUUGUGGAGUCUCCCUCCCUCCUCAGAGCCCUUCCUGCUCCUUCCUUUUCCGUCUCACCGUUUGUGAAUUUUAACACCUGGUGCCACGCUCUCCCGUCAGAUCAAUGAUUGAUCUAUCACUAGAAAGGCCAAUAGAUGAGAGCUACGCCGUGGAUGUCAAACUUUAAAUGGACUUGUUUGUCCUCCUGACAGCCGGGAGGUCCAUCCCCAAAAUACAACUUUUACUCAGAUUGAUGAAUGUGAGUGUUUUAUCUUUGCUGUUCCUUCCAGUCAGGACCGGUUGUAGGCAUUGAUUGUUUUCAAGAAUCUCGUUGUUUUAUUUUUGUGAGUUUAAUGUUAAAACAAAAAUUUACAGCAUCGAUAGAAACAUUUGAAUUGCCUCUAGAAUUUGGCCUUUCUAGUGAUAGAUUAUUUUAAUAAGUAAUCAUCUUUGUAUAUGGUUGUCGUUCUGCAUUCUGUUUGUCAACUUGUGAAACUGUUUUUUAUUUUAUUUAUUUGGUUCUUAUUAAUUUAAAAUAUAUGUACAUAUAUAUUAAUACAAUUAUGUAUUGAUGAAAUCAAUUGACCCACAGCAUCCUUACUGUUUGAAGAUGUCUAAGGCAAUAUUCUUAUUUAAAGCUGUUCCAGUCUGCUCAUGAAUAAUGUACUGAAUCCUCAAGGUUCACCAGCGAUUUUAAACAGCCGCAUUUCUCAGAUGUCCAUGUGAAUAUCACCCAUAUUGGCUCACACAGCGAAUCCUCUAACCAACACUACCAAAGUGCUUUUUGAUAAAAACACAACAGCCCCCCCCCUCUUGCCGCUGCAGUGGGUGAAGAAAAGAAUCACACAGCGAAGCAACCUUUGAGCUUGUGAUUUCACAAAGUGCACAAGGUGCAGGCGCUGUACUGGCUUACAGCCAUUGUCUUCCAUCACGGCUCAGAUCUUCCCCUGUAGUUCUUCUUAGUGUUCACGGUUGGCUUUCUGUGGGGAACUUGUAUCCAAAAGACUACUGCUGUGUGUGUAAAGGUGAACAGUGAGGAUGUAUCGUGGGACUUUUAACAUGCUUGAAUUUCUACUGAGAUGGAAAGGAGAUUUGCUCGUGUCACAUCACAUCUUUAUUCUCCUUUAUAGAGAUUAUCAUCAUUGUUUUGUUUUUUUGUUCUUGGCCAUCUGCAUUGGUUGGUGCCAAAACUUCCUCUUUCAUCACGCUUUUGAAUUGCAUGUAAAUGUUAAGUGAAUGUCACACGUACAGUUGUUAUUUUCUAAGGCUGUGAACUCAUCUGUUAUACAAAGACAUCUGUAAGCAAUGGUUACACUAUUUUAUGGGUGCUGCGGUUUCUUAAUAAUUUCCCAAGAAUAUAAAUAUAAAAUAUAAACUAUGUUGACUUUAUGUAUUUGAUGGGAGAGAAUUUUAAGCUACCUGUGGCUUUAUUUGACCAUGUACAAAGUAUGAACACUGUCAACAUUUUCCCUAAAAUUAGCACUGAAUUAAGGUCUUUUAAAGGAAAAUUGGAAUUUAAAGGAAAUAAUUAAAAAGACGGUAAAAUUGUCAACAAGAUUUUCUCUCUUAAAAAAAAAAGAGAUGGACGGUAUAAUUGUCGUUUCAUUCAGAUAACAAUCAUAUAAUGUGUAAUCUCAUCAGAUUGGCAGAAAGGCUCUAUAGUUAUCUGUGCUGCAAACUGAAUACGUCUAUCACGUUUUUCAUUCAGAAAGAAGUAGUAAAAAGGAGUAAAAACAUUAUAAUAGUUAUAAUACAAAUUUCCUCCUAUUUUUGUCCAAAUUGUUUAUUUGGACAUGUGUGAGAAGUGUAUGAUUACUGAUAAUAAGGUUGAUGGUUUUAAUAAUAAUUCCCCCCAUUUUUAGGUAAAUCUCAUUCAAGUGCAUGAAGCUGUAUAAAUAUAAAAGUGUUGUGAAAGGGUGCACAUGUGUGUGACGUUGAAGUUGUAAAUGUAUGAUUAAUAAUGAUUCUACCACAAAAAAGAACUGCACAUUAUUUGCAAUAAUUACGUUGAUCAUAAGACAAGAUAAUUUAAUUUUAAACUAUGAAGCUUCUGUCUUUGAGCGAGGCCCUUUUUUUUACCAUGCUUUCAUUUGAUACUUUGCUAGUCUCACUGGUGCAAAGAUAAAUAUAUUAAAUAUUAUUUGUUAAAUAAAUAUGUGCUAUUAUGUGUGACUGACUAUGUGCGCAAAAUACACACGACGGUGUGCUUAACUAAAAAACGUAUCAAGCAAUCAUAUCAAAAGGAGGGGAAAUAAUGUUAUUUUUUCAUUAGUGGGUGGAGCCACAAAUUACAGUUGUUACGCUAAUGAUUGGUUUGCUAAGUCCCGCCUUUUUAGUUACUGUUGCUGCUAGGUCUGGAAAAUCGCGCAAGACUCGCUGCCCGGCGACAAAUCUUAAUCUUAACCAAUCAAGGUCAAUGCCUUAUCUCAAAGGUGCAAUAACUACAAUUCAUACACGUGAGCGUGUCUCAACGCUGUUCGCUCUGUUGUUGUCCACUGGCUCGUAGCGUUCGCCAAUUCGAAGUUUACUCUCUUGUCCAAAACCGUUCACCAUUCAAUGAUGUUCAAUAUGCACCUGAUGGCUCCAUACUUGAUAUUGUGCCAAAAAUUCUAAAUGUUAAAGCCUUUAAGAUGGCUUUCGCAUAUACAAUGCUAUAUGCCUGUGUUGGCAGGGGUUUAUUCCCCCUAUCUAAUAUAAAGUAGGACAGACGCUAAUGUUAGCCUUCACUUCAUGUAGCAUGCAGAAUUAGCUUCACCCGGGGGGCAAGGGAACAUUGUGCAUUUUGUGCGUCUUUGGCAGUGCCGCCCCGCCUGGUUACGGUUGCCAACAUUAGACAAACGCUGUUCAGGGGUUUGGGUUUAGAGAUUGGUCAUCUUGCACAAUCAGGAAGUCUGUGCUAGUGAUAUUUUCCUUUAUUGUCGUGGGGAUGGUUUGAAAGAGGCAAAAUUUUGAUCCGCAGUCAUUUCUAGUGUCUUGUUAUUGAGCACUUUUGCAAGCCUUCCAUCACCUUUGGCAUCCCGUCAAAAUGGUCCAAAUUAGUUUAACAUUGCGAGACCCGCUUGAAGGUGUAAAUCACGUUGUUUUGUCUUUGUUGUAAAGACACCUACCACUUAGUAUAUAAUACUGCAGUGUAAUAAGCCAUAUAUAAACCUUAAGGAUUUACUAUCCCUUCAAUGCGACGCAAUAAUGGCUAUGAUGUCACCAAUAUAUUGAUUUAAAUCACUGUGCCCAUUCACUUUAAAGACGUUAGGAGGCCUGUCCUGCGCUUUUUGAGUCAGUAACUCAUAAAUCAUUAACCACGCAGCUUAGGUGUGUUUUGCCAGUACUUCUCUCAGGACGACAGAUGUCCCCAGUGUAGAUUUGCUUUUUAUUUCAGCUGUUGCCAAUUUGCCAACAAACCCUAAUACUUUUGAUUUGACUCUAUUGGAACAGAGCUGCAAAGGCGAUGAGUAACUACCUCAAGUUCAGCAGUGCUCUGCAAUAACUGACUCUAGUGUGGUAGUACCGGAAAACAUUUUGUGAAAUGAGACACCCAUGUUAGUGCCCCAUCAGAGGAGAGGGAUUAGUUUGUGAAAAGUGACGUCACGCUGAGGAAGAUGGCAGCGAAGCUGUCCUGCAACAUCCAGCCAUAUUCUGCAGGAUGGAGACUAUGAAUGCCUUGCAUGUAACAACUAGCACAGUGGUCCCCAACCGCACGUUAAGAGGACAAUUGUAAACGUGAAGAAAAACGCUCGGUGACACUUGGGAAAUAUGUCAAGAGGGACGAGUGCACAUAAUUAGGAGAGAAUCCGGUUAAUUUUCAAAAAAUUUCAAAACAAAAAAAAAUAGUCUUUCUGUGGUGCGGGCCGGUACCAAAUGGCCCACGGACCGGUACCGGUCCGCUGCCGGGUGGUUGGGGAUCACCGCACUAGCACAUUAUCACCCCCUCUCCCCAAAUUUGUAGGUCUUUUUAAGUACUUUCAUUUGAUAGUAGGCAAACAACAGUUGUGUACAUUCACAACAGGUUUAUCUGGCCUUUGUUACCUGUUUUUGUUUUGUUCUGCGGUGGACAUCAGAGCAACAAGUCUGAAAGGAAUUCUCCCACCAAUAAGACAAUGAAGCUAAUUUCCAGCCGGCCUCCUGAUGCUUUUAACACCGGAAAACCUUCUCUAUCUCUCUAAAAAAACAAUUUAUGUUGUCACACAUGCCGCAUCCCUGUUCUAUUACAGUGGGCUCUCAUUUCACAAAAUUUCAAAAAAGUUUUCACUUCACUUUCACUUCGCUUUCUUAUGUUUAAAAAUCAGUUCAAAAUGAUGAUGAAUGAUGUGACAUUUCUGGAUCAGGGCCAUUUUCUUCUAUGUUUACUCUCUUUCAUUACGUUUUCUUCUUCUUUCAGCCACGAGGUGGUUGAGUGAGGAGCUCCGCUUCAAAUGUGGUGUUUCUAAAUGAGAGGCAAAAUAUCAUUGCACUGGUUUAGUUGCUGAUCCUUCAGUCCACUGUUCCCCCUCCUCUCUGCUGAAUGGUGGAUGGUGUUGUACGGUAUUUUAAGUGUAUAAACGUUCUGUAAAUGUGGCAUGAAAACCAACCCCCUCUUGUGUGCCUCAGGUUGUCAAGUGAUCUUAAUGUCUGGCUGCUUAAUUGUGAGACGUGCGUUGCAUCUCAUGUAUUCUUGUAAUUUCUGAGUGUUGAGACAAUUUUGUUCUCUGUAUUUUUUGUUAUUUUGUCUGAAAACCAAGAUUUCUGUUAUUAAAAGGUACCAACUUUUAUUAUA
Gasterosteus aculeatus aculeatus (three-spined stickleback) is the source of this 7023-nucleotide messenger RNA. It is a transcript of the gene syn3, whose product is annotated as synapsin III. NCBI's taxonomy places the organism in Eukaryota, Metazoa, Chordata, Actinopteri, Perciformes, Gasterosteidae. Gene Ontology annotation, molecular function: ATP binding. Gene Ontology annotation, cellular component: synaptic vesicle; synaptic vesicle membrane. Gene Ontology annotation, biological process: neurotransmitter secretion. The record is from RefSeq and is a predicted model, not a curated record.